Molecule: messenger RNA, 2235 nt
Organism: Penicillium nucicola
Lineage: Eukaryota; Fungi; Ascomycota; Eurotiomycetes; Eurotiales; Aspergillaceae
Product: putative cholinesterase
Exons: 1
Coding region: 1-2235 (744 amino acids)
Source: RefSeq, a predicted model, not a curated record
AUGAAGUAUCGGAUUCUACUGAGCUCAUUGCUUCUAGGCAGCCAGGCUUUGGCAGCUCCUUCUCCCAAGAAAGAUGAGACACCUUGUGUCAGUUCACUCGGAGGUCUCCGAGUCUUACAUUACAACAACUUGGGUCCGCAGAAUAACGGCACCUCUGCUAUUCUUGCUCAGGACAGACUGAGCUAUUCAGACGCUGUUACCAAGUGUGCAGCUAUCGGCGAGAAGCCUCAUCCCUGGUCUUCGACAUGCUCGAAUAAUCAGACUGAGCUUGGUUACGAACUGGACUAUCUUGUCUUGAUGGGAGAACUCCGAGAUCAUGACUUUCUGUGGAUCUCCAAUGAUUCAAAGCGAGGGAAGAGCUGCCAUGCUUUGUCAAUCUCUCAAAAGAAGCUUGUCCAGAAGUCAUGUAAAGACAAGUAUCCAGUCCUCUGUACAUCCACUCCGCCUCCGACAACCGACCUGGACGGGACUGCCAGAGACUCGACAAAGCUGGUCGUUCAAUCCAAGGAUCUUACUGUGACAGGAUAUCGCGAUGCUCGGUCUUUUCGUUUCCUCGGUAUCCCCUUUGCCAAUCCCCCCGUCAAGGAUUUGCGCUUCGCUCCACCACAAGCAUACACCGGCCCCAAGAAACUUGAUGCGACGACCAUGGCGGACGCGUGCAUCCAGUCUCUUUCAAGCUUUGGAACACUGGGCGUUGGCGGAACCUCCGAGGACUGUCUCUAUCUGAACGUGUAUACUCCAGCCCUUCCCGCCGCCGUAACCAAGAAGACCGCGCUCCGCCCUGUUGCCGUUUACCUCUAUGGAGGUGCGUUCACAAAGGGUAACGCUGCGAUGGUCGACUAUGACGGGGGCAACUUUGCCAGUCGCAGCGAUGUGGUUGUCGUCACUCUCAACUACCGCGUUGGAGCAUUGGGUUACUUGUCUACUGGGAACCUCACCACCGGAAGUUACGGUUCCCACGACCAGAUCAUGGCAUUGAAGUGGGUUCAGAAACACAUCUCAUCAUUCGGCGGUGAUCCCUCCCAUGUCACUGUCUUCGGUCAGUCUGCCGGUGGACAAAGUACCGUGGCACUGCUCUCUUCAACAGCAGCAAAGGGCCUCUUCUCCGGUGCCCUGGUGCAGUCCGCACCCAUGGACCUCCCAUGGUUCCCUCGCGGUCUCUACGCCAAUUAUAUCGCCCCCGAAGUAGGAAAGGCCGUCGGCUGCGAGAAUACCACUUCGGAGAAAUCCUUCCUCGACUGUCUUCGCUCGGUCCCAGCUUCGAAAUAUCUGGAUAACUCAACCGAGUUCCAGGCUGCCACAGCCGCCAUCUCAUCCAGUAUUGCCGAGCACUUUUACCAGAAUACAGUCCUUCUUUCCGCAACAGAGCCCUUCAUGCCAAUGGUCGACGACUCCGGCUCCGGUGUCAUCGACGACCAAUUCCACUCCCUCCUCGCAUCCAAAAAGCUCCCAAUCCGAGUCCCAACAAUGUUCACAACCGUCCGCGACGAAGCAAGCCUCUACACAGGCCGCCAGGUCCCAAACCUUGGCUCUUCCCAGGCUGCCCUGGACCUCCUCCUGAAAACAACAUACGGCAGCGUCCUAGCCCCGAAAAUGAUCGCUUCGGGCGCGUUCAAUGUCGUCAAAUCGGACUCUGAUGGUGUUCGUAAUGCGGCUUCCGCGGCGCUGACGUUUAGUGAGUGGACCUGUGCUCAGGGGUAUCUUGUCAAUGAAGCUAGAGCGGUCUUGCCGUCUCUGUUUGAGGUUGAGAUUACCGAUGGCCAUGUCCAGACGACGGUUGGUGUGCCGGAUAUUUGCUCGCCGAAUGGGGACUAUAAUGCCUCUUGUCAUUCUUCUGAUGUCUUGCUUGCGUGGGGCACGUUGAAUUCAAAGACGAAGAAUGUGGAUCCGUAUCGUGGUGAUGAGGAGAUUCGUCACUCGCAGCUGCUUCAUGAUAUCUUUGCUUCGUUCUUUAGGACGAGGGAUCCGAAUCCUGAUUUGAGGGUUUUGAGGGCUCGGGGUCCGGCUUAUGCUGCUACUGUUGGUGUCUUUGCGAAAGGGGAGAUGAUUUCUUCGCAUUCUUCUCAUGGCCAUGGUGGCAAGGGGUACUCGAUUGAACAGUAUCGUCCUUCUCAGCGGAACUUGACUCUUUUGGGGAUGCCGCCAUCGCAAACUGGUAACUUUGAGGACUCGGAUCAGUGUGCUGUUUUCCGGGAUUAUGGAUUUACUUUCCAGAGGGCGAAGUUUACUGAUUAA